AUGGGGUUGUUGGUUGCAGUUCUCUGGUACAGCCUGAGCAAUUGGUCCUGUGCUGAGAUAUUUCAAAGCAUUAUUAAAAAUGUUUGGAUCCCUAUGAAGCCCUACUAUACCCAAGUUUACCAGGAAAUUUGGGUAGGAAUGGAGUUGAUGGGCUUCAUUGUUUAUAAAAUCAGGACUGCUGAUAAAAGAAGUAAAGCUUUGAAAGGUCCACAUCCUGCACCUGCUCAUGGUCAUCAUUAA
This is a messenger RNA of Cynocephalus volans (Philippine flying lemur), 240 nucleotides long. Its product is annotated as ATP synthase subunit ATP5MJ, mitochondrial-like. Bases 1 to 240 code for a protein of 79 amino acids. The record is from RefSeq and is a predicted model, not a curated record. Lineage: Eukaryota; Metazoa; Chordata; Mammalia; Dermoptera; Cynocephalidae. Gene Ontology annotation, cellular component: mitochondrion. The transcript has a single exon.